CGAUGGGCAGAGCAUGGUAGACCGUCGCGGAGUGGAACGCUUUUUCGCGCGAGUUUGGAGUGACGUAAAAAGGGAUUUUGGCUUCGCGCAACGGCAGCCCGAUUUCUUGGAUGCGCUGGACGCGCGGCUGCGGUUGCAAGGUUACCACCCUGGCAUCAGAUGCGUCGUGGUAGGGCUGGGCUUCGCUGCGUCAUACGCCAUCUUCUGCAUUUUCUUUUGCACAAGAGAGAUCCAGAAUUUGGUUUACUUAUUGUGGCUUGGAGGGCUGCUACACCAAGUCGUGAACCGCCCGCGAGGCGUCCCUGUGCAGUGGACCAGACUCCUCGUCGCCGCCGCGAUUCCCGCCAUUAAUCUUUUUGGACAGUGGCACGAGCGGAUACGAAAUGGAGGCGGUUGAACCUGCCACCUGAUUUCAACGCAAUGCGCUCAAGUGUCGCGAUGAGCGCCGUCGUCGCGCUCGCGGCCGCCAAAAGCCUUAGCGUGGGCGUCUGCUGGACGCGGAACGAAGUACCGCAGUAUAAGGAGCAGGCCUGCCGCCACGGCCACGUCCCCGACGCCCUGGCGCCCUGGGCGCCCCUGCGGGCCUCGGCGAUCACUCUGAAAACCUUCCACCCUGCGGUCAAGACAUGCCUGUUCACGGACGCGCCAGCGACCGCGGUGCGCGACGCCAUGGCGGACUUGCACAGAUGCGGCUUCCGCAAGGAUCCCGGCUCACUGGAUCUCUUCGACGAGAUCAUCGCGCAGGAGCCCUUCGAGGCCCUCCACGCGCUCACAAACUUUGAGAAGCAGGUGCGGGGCCACGCCGUGAUCCGCUUCGACGACGUCUGGGUCAAGUUCCGCUCACGAUUAAUGCGGAUGCGCAACCUGGCGCGCGUGCCCUUCGACGUCACGCUGGCUGUCGACGACGACACCGUGUUCUGCCCGACCGACGAUCUCGAAGAUAAGCUAAGGGCGCUGGCGACGCGUACCGUGCGCUUCGUGCCGGAGUCCAUGGCCAAGGGCAAGAGCUACGAAGGCGCCCUCGAGGAAGCGGGUCGGCUCCGGGCCGCGCGGAAUUCCGGCAACGUAACGUGGGAGGCCGGCGCCGGCGCGUGCCCGUCGCUGGCGACGCACGGGCACGUGCAGGGGCUGCAGGGCGGCGCCGCUUUACUAAAGCGCGGGCCGGGGCUCGACGCGUUCGUGGACGCCUGGUUCGGCGCCUAUGUGUACUACUACGACAAGGAACUCAAGUCGCCCGCCUGGGGCCAUGAUACUCAACUAGGGGCCGACCAGCCCCCGCUCCGCGAAGUCGCGAAGGAGCGCUGCCGCGGCUCGAACGCGACGUGGACCAUCGGCGCGCUGCCGGCGAAUUACAACGUGCGCUUCCUACAUCCGCCGACCGACGGAGACCUGGUGCUGAAGCGCGGCUCCGCGAACGUGUCGGAUUCGUUGUAUGGCGCCCUCGACGGGCCCGCGGUCGUGCUCCACAGCCACUUCUACUUGCAUUGGAUGAGUAAAUCGACGCGGGGACUCGUCGCCCAGACCCGCCAGGCCUGCGGCGUUUUGAACCAAAACAGUCGCCUGCGUAUCUUCGCAAAUGGGCGCGUCGAAGUCCUAAGUUAA
Molecule: messenger RNA, 1602 nt
Organism: Pelagomonas calceolata
Lineage: Eukaryota; Pelagophyceae; Pelagomonadales; Pelagomonadaceae
Source: the annotation of a GenBank genome assembly